Molecule: messenger RNA, 1925 nt
Organism: Desarmillaria tabescens
Lineage: Eukaryota; Fungi; Basidiomycota; Agaricomycetes; Agaricales; Physalacriaceae
Product: cytochrome P450
Exons: 14
Coding region: 150-1796 (548 amino acids)
Molecular function (GO): oxidoreductase activity, acting on paired donors, with incorporation or reduction of molecular oxygen; iron ion binding; heme binding
Source: RefSeq, a predicted model, not a curated record
GUUCUCGUCAUUGGUACAAUGCGGCUCACCUCGGGCCCCAUGUCCCUUGUUCCGUGCUGGUAUGGGAAGUUCGAUAUUCUGGAAGAACCGUGUUACUUUCUGUUUGAUUGGUUUCCGUUACUGCACCAUGCGUUUCGAAUAUAAAGCCCAUGCUGUUCAAGGUUCAAAGAUCCCGGUCAACCAUGGAGUCCACUUCGCUGCUCAUCAUCGCGCUUCUUGCCAUUAUUAUCACUGUUCUAAUCCACAGACGAAAUUACUCAGCUGUAAUUAAGCAGCUUCGAGGUCCUCCGGUGGACUCCUGGCUUCUUGGACAUGACUACGCCGUUAACUAUCAGGACCAAGUAGGUGAUCUGCAAUUUGCUUGGUUUCGCGAAUACGGCACAGCCUUCCGCGGAGCUGCUCCCUACGGGCAAAGUGUAUUGGUCCUCGGCGAUCCAAAGGGCCUGCAGCACGUCCUUCAUGGUUCUGGAUAUCGCUAUCCCAAAGCCCUCGAUUCGGAUUAUAACACGGCCAUGCUAUUUGGGAGGGGAAUCGUUACAGUAGCUGGGUCUAUCCACCAGCGACAUAGGAAAGUCAUGAAUCCCGCAUUCUCUGCAGCACAGCUUCGGACUUUCCUUAGCCUUUUCCAACGAUCAGCAAAGAAGUUCUCGGGAAAGCUCAUUGACAUUGUUGAAGGAGGACAAUCGAGCAUUAAUAUGGCGCCUUGGCUUGGAAAGCUGACUUUGGACAUUAUUGGAGAGAGUGCCUUCGGAUACCAAUACGGAGCGCUAGAUAAUGAAGAUGAUAAAUUGGCCAAGACACUGAACAAUUUAUUCUGCGACUCGGAACUCUUCCCUUCGCGUGCUGCGAUACUUCUCUCAGCAUUGCCAAGAGUCCUGCCGAAGCCCCUACUCCAAGUCCUGAACCUCAUUCCUUCCCGGCGAAGAAAACAUUUUUCAAGUUUCAAUGUUGCUGCCCAAAAUGUCGGACGGGAACUACUCCAGGAGAAGGUCAAUGAGAAUGAUUUCGAUUCAUCGACUGGCAAGGACGUUCUCAGUAUUUUAGCACGCGCAAAUUCCCAGGAAGAAGAGAAGAAACGACUGAGCGAUGACGAGGUCCUUGCCCAGAUAGCUACCCUUACGUUGGCAGGACACGAGACCACCGCAUCUACGCUUACCUGGUGCCUAUUCGAGCUGUGUAAUCACCCCGAGCAGCAAGAUCGUAUCCGCGCGGAAAUAGCAAAAGUUCGAAGCCGAUAUGCAACCAAAGGCGAACUCACAUCGACAGAUUACGAUGGUAUGCCGUUUAUGAACGCUGUGAUCAAGGAGACUCUCCGAUUCCACCCCAUUGUUCCCGCCUUGGUCCGUGUUGCUGCUUGUGACGACGUCAUCCCGCUCACCGACCCAAUUAUCACAUCCACCGGAGUCAAGCUCACUGAGAUACCUGUGGAGAAGGGCCAGCUUGUUAAGAUUGAAAUCGGAUAUUACAACCGCAAUCCAACCGUAUGGGGCUCCGAUGCCGAUGUCUGGAAUCCGGAUCGAUUCUUGGGCGAACUGGAUAAACAGACGCCAGUUGGGGUUUUUGCUAACCUUUUGACUUUUAGCGCCGGAGUCCGCUCCUGUAUCGGCUGGCGUUUCGCCGUUAUGGAGCUACAAGUCAUCCUGUUCGAGCUCCUCGAGACCUUCAAGUUCACUUUUUCCAAGGCAGGCAUCGACAUCAAGCGGCAGCCUGCUGGAAUUAUGAUUCCCAUGGUGCGAGAUGAGAUGUCUAAAGGUAGUCAGAUGCCGCUGCGCCUGGUUCCGAGUCCGGUCGAGUAAUGUAAGCCGUCAGUUUUAUACUUGAAUCACAGCAUUCCCGGUAUAUACUACGCAGACCAAUGUACAUACACGUAUUCUGUUCAGUAGGAUGCGAGCCUUGAAGUUUGAACACAGGUUCUUCACAGUUGU